Molecule: messenger RNA, 1062 nt
Organism: Vigna unguiculata (cowpea)
Lineage: Eukaryota; Viridiplantae; Streptophyta; Magnoliopsida; Fabales; Fabaceae
Product: protein FAR1-RELATED SEQUENCE 5-like
Source: RefSeq, a predicted model, not a curated record
AUGGAGGAGAAUAUUGUUUCAUUGGAUGCACAUAUAAUCUUGGAAGAACCCUUAAAAAGCCUAGUCCUAGAUGAACCUUCAAUUGGAAUGUGUUUUGACAGUGUCGAGGAUGUGAAGGUUUUUAUCGACAAUAUGCAAUUUCAAAGGGAUUUGGUGUUCACACACGAAGUUCAAAGACUGACGAAGACAAGAACAUCAGAUACAUUGUCAUGGAAAGAUUUCAAGUGGUACAUUUCUGCAUUCAAUGAUAUUCAUUGUCAUGAUCUAAGUCCUAGAAAAUCAAGGCUAUUUAGAGGCAACCGAAAGAUCAAUCUACAAGGCAAAAGAGCUCUUGAUAUUAACGAUGAGGCGGGGGUGAGGAUUAAUAAGAGUUUUAGGUCUUUGGUUUGUGCUUCAAGAGGAUAUGAAAAUAUGGAAUUUGUAGAACAAGAUAUUAGAAAUUACUUGAAAUAUCAAAGAAGGGCAUUAUCAAAGGGUGAUGAUGGGAAAUCCCUUCUGACACAUUUUUCACGAAUGAGGGAAUUGAAUAAAAAUUUCUUUUAUGAAAUAGACAUGGAUGAUGAUAAUUGUAUAAGGAAUGUGUUUUGGGCAAAUGCCCGUAGUAGAGCUGUUUAUGAAUAUUUUGGAUAUGUGAUCUCAUUUGAUACUACAUACUUGACAAAUAAAUAUGAUACGCCGUUUGCCCCAUUUAUUGGUGUCAACCACCAUGGACAAUCUAUUCUGUUGGGUUGUGGGUUGUUAUCUUCAGAAGACACAAGCUCAUUUGUUUGGUUAUUUGAAACUUUUCUAAGGUGUAUGUACAACAAAGCACCACAGGGCAUUGUCACAGACCAAUGUAAGGCAAUGAGAAAUGCCAUUAAACUUGUGUUUCUUAUAACUCGACACAGAUUAUGUUUGUGGCAUAUAAUGAAAAAAAUUCCAGAGAAGUUACAAGGAUAUGCAACAUACAAAUACAUCAAAGAAGACCUUAAAGAACUGAUUUAUGAAUCUCAAUCUAUUGAUGAAUGUGUCUUCAAAUGGGAAACAUUUAUUUCUAAGUUUGGCUUGGGAGACAUUGACUAG